AUGUGGCUGAGCGACAGGCAAAAGAUUGGUAUCGCCCUCGUGGCGUUUGGCAUCUUCUUCCAGUUCCUUGGUAUCAUCCUCUUGUUCGAUGGUCCCCUGCUGGCGCUGGGCAAUAUCCUCUUCCUGUCCGGCCUGCCCCUCAUCAUCGGCCCAACCAAGACGUUCUACUUCUUCAGCAGGCGCGAAAAGUGGCGCGGAACUGUGUGCUUCUUUGGCGGCAUUAUCCUUGUGUUCGCAAAGUGGCCCAUUACCGGUAUCUGUGUUGAAUUUGUUGGCUUUGUGGGACUGUUUGGCUCGUUCUUCCCUGUUAUCCUCCAGGCGCUGCGACAGACACCGUUCAUCGGCUCGUUCCUCUCGCUGCCAUACAUCCGCCAGGCAGCGGACCGAGUUGCGGGUGUGAGGCAGAGCGCCGUUUAG
Apiotrichum porosum is the source of this 417-nucleotide messenger RNA. RefSeq names its product Golgi Transport (gene GOT1). The transcript is spliced from 7 exons. NCBI's taxonomy places the organism in Eukaryota, Fungi, Basidiomycota, Tremellomycetes, Trichosporonales, Trichosporonaceae. Gene Ontology annotation, cellular component: endoplasmic reticulum; Golgi membrane; Golgi cis cisterna. Gene Ontology annotation, biological process: endoplasmic reticulum to Golgi vesicle-mediated transport; retrograde transport, endosome to Golgi. The coding region runs from base 1 to 417 and encodes 138 amino acids. The record is from RefSeq and is a predicted model, not a curated record.